Messenger RNA from Mus pahari (shrew mouse), 1345 nucleotides. RefSeq names its product olfactory receptor 5T3-like. Gene Ontology annotation, biological process: G protein-coupled receptor signaling pathway; sensory perception of smell. The record is from RefSeq and is a predicted model, not a curated record. Gene Ontology annotation, cellular component: membrane. Bases 288 to 1256 code for a protein of 322 amino acids. The transcript is spliced from 3 exons. Gene Ontology annotation, molecular function: olfactory receptor activity; G protein-coupled receptor activity; odorant binding. NCBI's taxonomy places the organism in Eukaryota, Metazoa, Chordata, Mammalia, Rodentia, Muridae.
CUUGACCAUUACCUAACUGAUCAAGCAGCUCAAUUUUCUAAAGGAGAACUACUAUACAAGUUUGUGCUUUCUGUUAUAACAAUUUGAAAGUGAAAUAAAUUCCACCUAUGUUCAUGAAAAUAGAAUUUGGUGAACAAACAGAUCCAGGACUAUGUGAAAUCUCUACACUUUUAUCAAAUUAUUUAUCAUUGUCCUCAUUACCCUAUGGUGGUCACGAUGCCCUAAGAAUCAAACAUAGACACAACUUUAUAGGAACUUCCUGGGGAAAUAUAUAAAUAAAAAUAAAAAUGGAAAGGAUCGCAUCAGCUGUGGAUGUCUACAAUAUUCCAUUAAAGAACAUGACUGAAGCCACCAUGUUUAUUCUCUUGGGAUUCACAGAUGACUUUGAACUCCAAGUCUUCCUAUUUUUACUGUUUCUUGGUAUUUAUCUCUUCACUCUGGUAGGAAACUUUGGACUGGUUGUUUUGGUCAUUGGGGAUUGUCGGCUACACAACCCCAUGUACUAUUUCCUAAGUGUUUUGUCUUUCCUGGAUGCUUGCUAUUCUACAGUUGUUACACCCAAAAUGUUGGUCAACUUUCUAAGUGAAAAUAAGUCCAUUUCAUUCCUUGCAUGUGCAACCCAAAUGCUUCUCUUUGUUACGUUAGGAACCACAGAAUGCUUUCUGCUGGCAGCAAUGGCAUAUGACCGCUAUGUAGCCAUCUACAAUCCACUUCUGUAUACAGUGACCAUGUCACCCAGAGUAUACCUGCCACUCAUCAUUGCUUCCUAUGCUGGUGGAGUUGUGCACGGUGCUAUCCACACAGUGGCCACUUUCAGGCUGUCCUUCUGUGGAUCCAAUGAAAUUAAGCAUGUCUUCUGUGACAUUCCUGCAUUGCUUGCUCUUUCUUGUUCUGAUACCCACACAAAUGAGCUUCUACUCUUGUACUUGGUGGGCUUGAUUGAGAUUGUCACCAUCCUGAUUGUUCUGGUCUCCUAUGGAUUCAUCCUCUUUGCCAUUCUGAACAUGCAUUCUGCUGAGGGUAGAAGGAAAGUGUUCUCUACAUGUGGCUCUCACCUCACUGGAGUCUCUAUUUACCAUGGUACAAUCCUUUUCACUUAUAUGAGGCCUAGUUCCAGCUAUGCUUCAAAUCAUGACAUGGUAGUGUCAAUAUUUUACACCAUUGUGAUACCUAUGUUGAAUCCUAUCAUCUACAGUUUGAGGAACAAAGAUGUAAAAGUAGCAUUUAUGAAAUUGUGGAGAAAAUGUGAUUCAUAAUUAAUGUACAGUUAUAUAAUAAAACAAAAUUACUUUGUCAAUUCCAAUUUACAUGAAAUAUACAUUGCUACAAAUUACAAAUAUGCGCU